This is a messenger RNA of Pimephales promelas (fathead minnow), 2273 nucleotides long. RefSeq lists its product as uncharacterized. The record is from RefSeq and is a predicted model, not a curated record. Lineage: Eukaryota; Metazoa; Chordata; Actinopteri; Cypriniformes; Leuciscidae.
UAAUCUCGAGUGUAUUGUAAGUGUGAUGAUCAUCUGCUAAAUGAGCAACAACGACCACAAUUCACUCCUUCAGUCAGUGAAGCUCCCACAGCCGUUCAUGAGAGUUUAAAUGCUGGGGAAUAUUCCCAUCUUCCCACAGGAAGAGAAGAAGCGCGCAGGAGGAAUUACUCCAGGAGAAACUACGGACAUACUAUUGUAAAGAUGGAGAUUAAGAAAGAACCCUGCAGAAUAAAAGAUGAAGAUACAGAGGAACAAAUAGACCUGAUGGAACUGAAUGAAGACAAACAGCGUCAGUUUCAAAAACCUAAUUAUUUCACAAAUGAAGAUGGAGAUGCAGUCGUUUCGAAGACUGAAGAGAAUUUCACACAGAGACAAGUUGGAAAAUCUGGAGUCAAAGGAUCUUUCACCUGUUCUGAGUGUGGAAAGAGUUUUGUAUCUAAAUCAAACCUGAACACACACAAGAUGAUUCACACUGGAGAAAAGCCUUAUACAUGCACUCAGUGUGGAAUGAGUUUCAGAUGUAAAGGACACCUAAACGAUCACAUAAGAAUUCACACUGGAGAAAAACCAUUCACAUGCUCUCAGUGUGGAAAGAGUUUCAGUUACAAAAACUCUCUCAAAGAUCAUCUGCGCCGUCACGCUGGAGUGAGAUCAUUCAGCUGUGAUCAGUGUGAUAAAACAUUUGUUUUUGAAUCAGGCUUAAGAACACACAUUAAAGUUCAUACCGGUGUGAAGCCUCACUUUUGUUCUGUAUGUGGAAAGAGUUUUUUACAUCAUGGUUCUUUAAAAAAGCAUGAGCAUAUUCAUACUGGUGUGCGACCUUAUAUGUGCUCUGACUGUGGAAAGACCUUGAUUUCAUCCAGCGACUUAAAACAACACCAGAGAGUUCACACUGGAGAGAAACCGUACAAGUGUUCACAAUGUGGAAAGAGAUUCUCUCGGUCAGGAAACCUGAAAGAUCAUGAGAGAGUUCAUACUGGAGAGAAACCGCACCAGUGCUCUUCAUGUGGGAAGAGAUUCAGUCAUUUAUCUAAUCUACAGAAACAUAAGAAAAAUCAUUGCCCAAGGGGUCUGAGUGAGCACAGUUCACGUCCAUAACUUGUAAAUAAGCAAAUGAUGGAAUUACAUUUAAUACUAGCCUGGCUAACGCUAGACCACGUAUCAUUGAUAAUGAAACGUGGUCUGGAAACCACAUGUUCAUUUUCACGUAUUUGAGGCGUGGUUUACGAAUGCCCGAGCUGUAUUACACUUAUUACCAUAUUGGGUGCAACGAAAGUCUAAUGUGUCAAAUGCGCCUGUACGUCUCUCAAAUGCGCCUGUGCUCCCUCCCCGUUCUGUGAUUGGUUCCCUAUUUCAGGGGAAAAUUUGGUUCAUGGUGUCCAGACUGCCUAUAAAAUAUAUACUGACGAAUAAAAUCGUGCUGCGGCAAGGCAGCAUGGGGAAACCCAGGCUAAUUUAAUACAGUAAUUUAAUCUAAAAUUAGUAUUGAAGUUUGAUUGUUUGAUAAGGGGAACCGGUUAAAAUAAGGUCCCAUGGUGGUCGAUCAGAAGGGGAAGGACUUAGGCUCUCUAUGGAGACGUGACAGGUGGGGCGCGCCAACGGGAGGAAAUUUUCCUUGUUAUGCCUUUAUUUCUUUAUUAGUUCAUGGCGAGUCUGCAUGGUCAACGCAGAAAACACCAGUUUAUUAAUAAACUACUUGCUAUUUUUUACACAUUAAUUUUUGCCGGCUCGUACGCUUGAGUGAGGCUUUAUCAUUGUACUGUAUAGCCUAUUUAAGUUAUUAAAUCAAUAUAAAGGGGCGAUUUGUCCACUAAUGGCUUAGCUAAAUAAACAACUACUAGUCGAGUAGAAAAAAACUUUAGUCGGAGGCAGCCCUUAUUCCACAUAUUUUCGAACCAGCAGGGUUGAGCGCAAUGAGCGAGGAAUAUUCAGAAAUGCACUCGCCGCUCACAUGCUCCGAUCAGAACAAAGGAAUAUAGAAAUAAUUAAUCAUUAGUUUAUAUCUCAUACACUGCCCAUCAUUUUAAUCCCAUAUCAAACAUGGUACCCUAAUUAGAAAAUAGAAAAGAGACCUGUCUUGCCAAAUUGAUUUCUCUUCUUUUCUUUUUUUAACAUUUUGACACAGCUGCACUUUUAAUUUCUCUAUUUUUCAAUUCCAUGUAAGUCAUGACACAGCUGUACUUUUAUUUUCUUUAUUUUUCAACUUGCUGUUAUGUGAUUUGAUGUAGAUAGAUAGUUAGUUUGUUUUUAAAUACUACUUGUACUUCAAUAAA